CUGUUCAGAGCCCUUCUCACCCCCACCACCCCAGCAGAGAGGAUGGGCAGCACCGAUGGCUUCCAGUACCGCGCGCUCUACCCCUACCGCAAGGAGCGCGAGGAGGACAUCGACCUGCUACCCGGGGACAUCCUGGUCGUCAGCAAGGGGGCCCUGCAGUCCCUGGGCUUCAAAGACGGGGAUGAGCAGACCCCCAACCAGAUCGGGUGGAUCCUGGGUGUCAACGAGCGGACCAAGCAGAAGGGGGAUUUCCCUGGCACCUACGUGGAGUACGUGGGGCCGGUGAAGAUCUCGGUCCCUUCUCACCGGCCCCGAGUGCAGAGGCCCCUGCCUGCCACGCCAGGGGCCAGCGGCUGCCGGCUGCCGGAGGCUCUGGAGCAAGGGUCUCCUCUCCUGGACUUGCAGGAGCAGUUCAGCCCUCCCGAGAUUGCUCCGCCUCUCCUGGUGAAGCUGGUGGAAGCUAUUGAGAAGAAAGGGUUGGACAGCGAGAUGUUGUACAGGACAUCUGGCUCCGAACUGAGGCAGGCGCUGAGAACCGAUUGGACCCUGGGCGACCUGGAGCCCGUGGACGUGCACUCCCUGGGCGAGGCACUGCGGGGUUACCUGCAGGACCUGCCCUCCCCUGUGGUGCCUGUGUCGGUGCACGGAGACAUCCUUCGCAUCCUGCAGGAGAUCCCUCAGCUGGAGAAUUGCCGGAAGCAGUUGCUGCUGGCCCUGGAGUCGCCUGCGGUCCCGCUCCAGAACACGCUCACCCUGCAGUUCCUGCUCCGGCAUCUGGGGAAGGUAUCGCAGCAGGCCGAGAGCAACAACCUCCACCCUCGGGCCCUGGGAGAGAUCUUCGGCUCCCUGCUCCUGCGGCUGCCUGGCGCCAGCCCAGAGCUGAGCCCUGACUUCUCCGUGCUGUUUUUGGAGACACUCCUGCAGACGAAGGAGCUGGAGCCGGAACAGUUGCCUCCAGCCUUGCCUCCCAAACCUGAGUCAAAGCCCAGCGCGGCCAGCCUGGUCAACGGGAACAGCGCUCCAUUGCAGGACGCUGAGUGGUACUGGGGGGACAUCUCUAGGGAGGAGGUGAAUGAGAAGCUAUGGGACACGCCGGAUGGGACCUUCUUGGUGCGUGAUGCUUCCAGCAAGAUCCAGGGGGAAUACACACUCACCCUCAGGAAGGGAGGCAAUAACAAGCUGAUCAAGAUCUUCCACCGGGAAGGGAAGUAUGGCUUCUCAGAGCCCUUGACUUUUGGCUCCGUGGUGGAGCUCAUCACCCACUACCGGCACGAGUCGCUCGCCCAGUACAACGCCAAGCUGGAUACCAGGCUGCUCUACCCCAUCUCCAAGUACCAGCAGGACCAGCUGGUGAAGGAGGACAGUGUGGAAGCCGUUGGGGAGCAGCUGAAGGUGUACCACCAGCAGUACCAGGACAAGAGCUGGGAGUACGACCUGCUGUAUGAGGAGUACACACGCACGUCCCAGGAGCUUCAGAUGAAGAGGACGGCAAUCGAGGCCUUCAAUGAGACGAUCAAGAUCUUUGAGGAGCAGUGUCAGACCCAGGAGAAGUGCAGCAAGGAGUACAUCGAGCGCUUCCGGCGCGAGGGCAACGAGAAGGAGGUGCAACGGAUCCUCAUGAACUCGGAGAAGCUCAAGUCUCGCAUCACAGAGAUCCACGACAGCAAGAUGAAGCUGGAGCAGGACCUGAAGAAACAAGCCUCGGAGAACCGGGAGAUCGACAAGCGCAUGAACAGCCUCAAGCCAGACCUCAUGCAGCUGCGCAAACUGCGGGACCAGUACUUGGUGUGGCUCAUGCAGAAGAAGAUCAACGAGUGGCUGGGCAUCAAGAACGAGACGGAGGACCAGUACUCCAUGAUGGAUGAUGAGGAGGAGCUGCCCCACCACGAGGAGCGAACAUGGUACGUGGGGAAGAUCAACCGUGUGCAGGCAGAGGAGAUGCUGUGUGGCAAGAGGGACGGCACCUUCCUGAUCCGUGAGAGCAGCCAGAAGGGAUGCUACGCCUGCUCCGUGGUGGUGGACGGUGACACCAAGCACUGCGUGAUCUACAAGACAGCGACGGGCUAUGGGUUCGCUGAACCCUACAACCUCUACGCCUCCCUCAAGGACCUGGUCUUGCACUACAAGCACACAUCCCUAGUGCAGCACAAUGACUCCCUGAAUGUCACGCUGGCUCACCCGGUCCUUUCCCAGCCACCAGCCAGAUGAGCAGCCCAUGCACAACACAACAGCUGCCUUCAGCUUCUCCCCAGGGCGCUGCUUUCUGGUUCUGGACUCUUGCACCCUGUAUAGUUGAGUCUCUGUGCUCCUGCUCCUUCAGAGCCUCUGAGAUGUCUGUGACCGUUCCUGGUGUCCCUCUUGGUCAGUAGCUGAAACCUGUGUUGGCUGAUGGGACAGAAAGGCUGAGCUGUUGAUUCCCAGCGGGCUCCAGCCUCUAGGAGGUGGGAUCCAGUUGUGAUUGAGUUGUUGGGGGUGAGCACAGCCCCCUCCCCUUCCCUGAUAAGUAGGUCAGAUCCCCUUCUUGCUGGCAGGUCGCCCCGCUAUGCAUCACUGUAGAGCUUGGUUCCCGAUUCCUCGGAGCGCUCCGGCUGGGACUGAGGGGCUCCCUGUCUGGAUGCUGGAGGAGGCAGAGGAGGAGCGUGUGCAUCCUUCAGUCUCGCUUCCCUCGGAGCUCUGGCAGGCUGUGAUGGUGUCUGGUACGAGGGCUGCUGCUCUUGCGUGCAGAGACUCAUUUAGGAAGGAGAAACCUCACCCUCCGUGGGG
Myiozetetes cayanensis is the source of this 2763-nucleotide messenger RNA. RefSeq names its product phosphoinositide-3-kinase regulatory subunit 2 (gene PIK3R2). Gene Ontology annotation, molecular function: 1-phosphatidylinositol-3-kinase regulator activity; protein binding. Lineage: Eukaryota; Metazoa; Chordata; Aves; Passeriformes; Tyrannidae. Gene Ontology annotation, cellular component: phosphatidylinositol 3-kinase complex. Gene Ontology annotation, biological process: insulin receptor signaling pathway; phosphatidylinositol phosphate biosynthetic process. The record is from RefSeq and is a predicted model, not a curated record.